Lytechinus variegatus (green sea urchin) is the source of this 1215-nucleotide messenger RNA. Its product is annotated as dynein light chain 1, cytoplasmic-like. Gene Ontology annotation, biological process: microtubule-based process. Gene Ontology annotation, molecular function: dynein intermediate chain binding; dynein light intermediate chain binding. Bases 11 to 319 code for a protein of 102 amino acids. The record is from RefSeq and is a predicted model, not a curated record. Gene Ontology annotation, cellular component: dynein complex. The transcript has a single exon. Lineage: Eukaryota; Metazoa; Echinodermata; Echinoidea; Temnopleuroida; Toxopneustidae.
CACGUUCAAGAUGGAUCGUCGAGGUGGCGGAGGAUCUCGGUCAGGAGGCAACAAGAAUGAAGAACUCAUCGUUAAGAGUGCAGACAUGUCAGACGAAGACCAGGAUCUUGCCUGUGAUAUCGCUAAGGACGCCAUGGGGAAGUUCAACGUCGAGAAGGACAUCGCCGCCCAUAUCAAGAAAGAGUUCGAUAAGACCCACGAGCCGACUUGGCACUGCAUCGUCGGGCGUAACUUCGGCAGCUACGUCACUCACGAAACAAAGUGUUUCAUCUAUUUUUACAUCGGUCAGAAAGCAUUCCUUCUCUUCAAGUCGGGAUAGAAUUUGAAAAGACAAAUUCUUAUAUUUUCUUUAGAUUCGAUGAGAGUUCAACAUUUACAGCGAAAUUUGUUCAAAGUAUUUAUAUUUUUAGAUGGUCACUGAGCGAAAAAUCGCGUCAUCGUCCGAUUAGAAUAAGUGAUGGUUAAAAUUUAUCAACUCAAUUCUUGCGUAAAUAUAUUUUAUUCAGGAAUAGCAUUAAGUGGUUUCUUUUGAAAUUUUUUGCUGUGAAAUUAUCUUCGGAUAAUAACGUUUUCAUUUCAAGCAAGACCUAUCUACCAUGUAUGUCAUAUAUGUACAUGCAUAUUUCCUCUGUCAUAAGAUGUAAAUUUACUGAUUCUAAUUUUGAGAAAUAUAUCUCGUGGUGCUACUAUAUGUACUGUAGUUUCAGACAUGUUCCAGCUAAGAUGAAGAAGUGUCAUGAAGAUUGAACUAUGAAUCAAUUUUAGGUCAUUGUUCCAUGUCACAUGCUCUUGGUAAUUUACAUUGGCCAUCAAAAUAAUGAGUGCCGUAAUAAUUAUGGUUGCCUGUAUAGAAAAUGGUUUUAAAGAUGACAAUGAGCAGAUGAUGAUUUAAUGAUUUGCAAAGUUGAAAAUUCACCGUUAUCAAAACGAUGAAAGUACUGAUCUUUCUGCUGCUAUUUUUUGGUAACAUCGUAAAUGUGGGUUUGAUAGUUACUAUUUAUCAGUUUGAUCGAUUAUUGAUUAUUUUAUUGACUAAUUGAGUAUACAUGGUUGCUCGAUGGAAUAAUUGUUUGAUGAUGAGGAUAAAUUCUAGACCCAAGAUGUUGAUCACAAAAACUCAUAGGCAUUUCAGACCUGAUAUUGGUACAAUAUGAUUGAUUGAUUUGAUGAAUAAAUUGAUUGUUUUGUCAACUGAUUUUUAAUUGGUUAAUGCUA